This is a messenger RNA of Anopheles gambiae (African malaria mosquito), 2164 nucleotides long. Its product is annotated as RING finger protein nhl-1. Lineage: Eukaryota; Metazoa; Arthropoda; Insecta; Diptera; Culicidae. Gene Ontology annotation, biological process: protein polyubiquitination; negative regulation of translation; signal transduction. The transcript has 11 exons. The coding region runs from base 1 to 1989 and encodes 662 amino acids. The record is from RefSeq and is a predicted model, not a curated record. Gene Ontology annotation, molecular function: ubiquitin protein ligase activity; translation repressor activity; protein binding.
AUGAACCAGGAACGCACCAUGAGCCGAGGGAUACGCAGCAGCCGUCUGAUUUCCUACGACGAUACGGCCAGAAGUCCACCGAUGGCAGUUCCGAUGCGUAUUCGACAUCCGGAAGGAUCUUCAGCCUCCUUCCGAAACUCGUACGACCCUGGUAGCAGAAAAGAACAUUCCAUGUCUAAAAACAUCGAGCAAUUACUAAUCUGUGGACUUUGCGAGCUGCGUCUUACCGUGCCGAAGAUGCUCAACUGUCAGCAUACCUUCUGUCUGGAGUGUCUGGAAGAGUGUCUCCACAAGCAAACUGAUCGGUCUUUCAUUGGAUGUAUUACCUGCGGCACGAAGCAGCUGCUAAAGGAUCCGGAUCUAACCGUCCUACCAUCGAACCUGCACAUCGACAACAUGCUGCAGAUGAUGCAUCCCGCACCUUCGCUAUCAUCUUCGCUGAUUCGUUCGCCCGUAGGAAGCUAUCAGUUGGAAAAUAAUCUGACCCCAACGCUACAGUGCUCCAAGUGUCAAACAGUGUCGGAAACAACACUCCACAAAUGUGAUCACUGUAUGUCGAUGCUGUGCGCAAUCUGCUGGCUCGGGCACGUGGAUGAGCUGGCGCGACAGGUCGGUCAGCUGGAGGGUCAGCUAAAGUCGGCCAUCGAAAAAUUGGACCAUAAACUGAUCGACUAUAAGAGCCGCUUUUCCGAGAUCAACGACGAGAUAACGGCCUGUUUUCGCGACAAAAUGCUCGCCCUGCAGCGACAGCAGACGGAACUGUUAGACUCGUCGCAGGGAAUACUAAACGAUGCGGUCUGUUCGCACGAGCUGGUGCGGGAGAAAAUUGACCAGCUGCUAGCAUCGAUCGGACGCCCGAUCGGGGGCGCACUGGAUCCGGUCCAGCUCUGCCUGAAGAUGCACAAGGACAUGUCGGUGAUACUGGAGGAGGUGUCGCUGUGGGGCCGGGAGCGUAUCCUGUUCAAUCGGGAAAAGCUGAAGGUAGAAACGAUUUUCGACGCACCAACCGCACCGACCGUGAAGCGUAGCUCGAGCGCCAAAGCGGCGCCCAAACAUCAGCUGAAUCCGAGCUCCUCGGAGACGACGGUAGCACAGUUUUACAAAAGUCACAUCUACAAGCCCAGGUUGCUCUGGAACCACUGCCAGCGUCCAACGGGAGUGGGAUUUGCGCCAUGGAAUCACGACGGGCUGGAGAAGCCACUGCUUUACGUCGCUGGUUCCGAGUGUCGUAUCGUGUUUGGAAUAGAUAAAACAAAUGGUCACAUCGUUCAGAAGAUCACGCACGAAGAGCUGAGCUACCCGCAGGGCAUCACGUUCGAUCCGGAGCGCAAGGAGCUGUUCGUAUCGGACAAGUGGAAGCACUGCAUCUUUGUCUUUUCGCAGGAAGGGCAGCUGCUCCGGAAACUCUGCACCAAGGGCGACCAGGCCGGUCAGCUGAGAUCACCCGAGGGGAUCGCCUUCUGCACGGGUGAUUGCCUCUUCGUGUGCGACACUGGAAAUGAUAGAAUACAGUGUCUUAGCACCACGGACGGGAAGGCCCACUCGCAGUUUGGACGGCUCACGAAAGAUCAGCUUAUUAAAGCGUCGCAGACAAAAAUUUCCUCCCGCAUGGUGGAUUUGAAAAAUCCAACCGAUAUUGCUGUCCAGAAGAACGCUUCCGUGCUCGUGCUGGACGCGGGCAAUCGGCGGGUGAAGCUGUUCAACAAGUACGGCGAACAGUUGCUCGAGUUUGGCCAAACCGGUACGAUCAACGGACAGUUCCAGUACCCGGAGGUGAUCGGUGUUGAUCCGGCCGGGUUCAUUCUGGUCGGUGAUGGUGGGAAUGCGAAGAUUCUAGUCUACCGCCCGAAUGGACAGUUUGUAACGGCGCUCGGAUCGCGCGGUGAUUCGGCGGGAAAGUUUAACUGGAUUUCGGGCCUUUGUGUUAGCAAGGAUUGGGAGAUUGUCAUCAGCGAUUACAAGAACCAUGCCGUACAGCUGAUCUCUUAGGUAUGGCAGGUAUGGAAACCGCACGGAGCUUCGCUGCAAACCACUCUCUACCGAGUGGUGGGGCAAAUGUUAAAAUAGCGUUAUAUUUACAACAACUUUUUUUUCUGUUUCGAUUUUAAAAAUAGUUCCUUUCGAGGUUUGGCUCAACUCAAUAAAUAGUUUCAGGUAUAAAAUA